CCUCGCCGCUCUCUUCCCUUCCCUUCCCUCCCACUCGCGCGGCGCCUCCUGCCUCCCGAUCAGGUGAGGAGAUGUUGGUGCUGUUCGAGACGCCCGCGGGGUUCGCCCUUUUCAAGGUGCUGGAUGAGGGGAAGCUCAGCAAAGUUGAGGAUCUGUGGAAGGAUUUUGCCUCAUCGGAGUCAGCACGGCAGGUGGUUGAGCUUAAGGCUUUCAACAAGUUUGAGAAUACAUCUGAUGCUCUUUCAGCUGCUACUUUGCUAAUUGAUAGCAAGCCUAGCAAGGGCCUGCGCAAGUUCCUGCAGAAGCACUGCGAUGGUGAAACGUUGGCUGUUGCUGAUUCUAAACUAGGAAAUGCUAUCAAAGAAAAGCUGAAAAUUGACUGCCUUCACAAUAGUGCUGUGAUGGAAUUGAUGAGAGGGCUGAGGAAUCAGUUAACUGAACUUAUGUCUGGACUUGCUCCACAUGACCUGGGUCCGAUGAGCCUUGGACUGUCCCACAGUUUGUCUAGGUAUAAGCUGAAGUUCAGCCCUGAAAAGGUUGAUACAAUGAUCAUUCAGGCCAUUGGAUUGUUGGAUGAUCUUGACAAGGAGCUUAAUACCUAUGCGAUGAGGGUCCGUGAAUGGUACGGUUGGCACUUUCCAGAGCUAACAAAAAUUGUUGCAGAUAAUAUUCAGUAUGCAAAAGCUGUGAAGUUAAUGGGCAGUCGGGCUAAUGCAGCUAACCUUGAUUUCUCUGAGAUAUUGCCGGAAGAGGUGGAAGCGGAGCUAAAGGAGGCAGCUGUGAUAUCCAUGGGCACUGAAGUUAGUGAUAUCGACCUGUUAAACAUCAGGGAGCUGUGUGAUCAAGUCUUAGCUCUUUCUGAGUACAGAGCCCAGCUCUAUGACUACCUAAAAAGUAGGAUGAAUACUAUUGCCCCCAAUUUGACUGCACUUGUUGGUGAACUUGUUGGUGCUCGCCUUAUUGCACAUGGUGGUAGUUUGCUAAAUUUGGCAAAGCAGCCUGGCAGCACAAUUCAGAUACUGGGAGCAGAGAAGGCCUUGUUCAGAGCUUUAAAGACAAAGCAUUCUACGCCAAAGUAUGGUCUCAUCUAUCAUGCAUCAUUAAUAGGCCAGGCUGCUCCAAAGAACAAAGGGAAGAUCUCUCGUUCACUUGCCGCUAAGACUGCGCUUGCCAUAAGAUAUGAUGCUCUUGGUGAUGGCGAAGAUAACUCCAUUGGUCUUGAAAGCCGGGCCAAGCUUGAAACACGGCUUCGAGUCCUUGAGGGUAAAGAACUUGGGAGGUCUGCAGGUUCCACAAAAGGGAAGCCCAAGAUAGAAAUGUAUGAAAAGGACCGUAAGAAGGGUGCUGGGGCUUUAAUUACAUCUGCCAAAACUUACAAUCCAGCAGCAGAUUUAGUUAUCCCUGAAGCAACACCAAAGAAGUCAGAAGUGGCUUCAAAGAAGAGGAAACAUGAGGAGGUAGAGGCUGCACCACCAGCCGAACCUGUGGAGGCGGCUACUGAAGAGGAUAGAGAGCCGGAGAACGAGAAGUCAAAGAAAAAGAAGAAGUCCAAGGACACAGGGGAGUCUCCAGCAGUUGGUGCUGAUGGUGGCGAGAAGAAGAAAAAGAAGAACAAGGAGACUGAGGAACCUCCUUCAGCUGAUGCAGAUGGUGAGAAGAAGAAAAAGAAGAAAUCCAAGGACCAGGACGCCCCGAUGGAAACUGAUGAGUCAAGUAAGAAGGACAAGAAGAAAAAGAAGAAAAAGCACGCCCACGAAUGAGUAAUUCAAAAAAUGGCCAAGCUUGUGCUGUACUAUCUCAAAAAUUUUGGUAGCCUCGAUUCGAGACUUGCUGUUAUGUAGAAUGGAACAACGCGUUAGGAUAGGCGCAAUGAGUCUACAUCCCCAAAGCUUGGAAGAACAUGAAGUGUUGAAUCUUAUGUUCUUCACAUCUAUAAUGGCUGGGAGGUUCAUUUUGUGUUAAGUAUGUUUGAAGGGCAUGCAAUCUUAGAUAUCAGUGAUAUCUUCUCUGCA
Messenger RNA from Phragmites australis (common reed), 2012 nucleotides. Its product is annotated as probable nucleolar protein 5-2. Bases 72 to 1760 code for a protein of 562 amino acids. Gene Ontology annotation, cellular component: small-subunit processome; box C/D methylation guide snoRNP complex. NCBI's taxonomy places the organism in Eukaryota, Viridiplantae, Streptophyta, Magnoliopsida, Poales, Poaceae. The record is from RefSeq and is a predicted model, not a curated record. Gene Ontology annotation, molecular function: snoRNA binding. The transcript has 10 exons.